Messenger RNA from Seminavis robusta, 2338 nucleotides. Lineage: Eukaryota; Bacillariophyta; Bacillariophyceae; Naviculales; Naviculaceae. The record is from the annotation of a GenBank genome assembly.
CCUACCCAUACAGUUGAAUAGUAGCGGUACAGUGUCUGUACCAGCACUGGCCAUCCACGUUGGAAGAUUUGGAGAGGAUUGGAGGCGAGGAGCCAAUGACAAAACAUGAGCCCUCUGCAAGUUUCUUUCUAACGGUAGCUAUGCAUACGGACACGUUGCAUGCUAGCUAGCUAGCGUAGCACCGCCUUGCCAUAGCAACUUCUAUGCGGAACUCUAGACUAGCUAGUUGCCAAUGCUAAUAUUUCCCUUUUCUGUUUUUCAUCCUUCCGUUGCAGAUAGGCUGUGCAGUUCCAUUUACUAAUGACGAUCCAGGACAAGCAAAUGGUCAAGAGAAUCGUGUCACAUGGCUGGAACCCAAUAACAAGUUUGUCCACAAGAUGGAGCUCGUACACUGUAGCACACCAUAUUGCCACGGUUCUGCUGACCAUGAGCGAAAAUUGGAUGAGAAUACAGACACCCCACAGCAGGACAACUCCAAGAUAUGUGUAACUGCAGUGCUGCAGCAAAAAGAUAUUCCCAUCUUCAUCCACCAGGCUUCCGGACCUCCAUCGACAGCUCAAGAUCUUUGGAUGGUUGCAAAGUUCAAAGGUUCUCACCUUGCGAACCCAUCGAAGCCAAUGCAAAGCAACUCAGCUGGAUUGACAGUUCUCCUCUGACGUCACAGUUGGUUGAGCUGGCACCUGUAUUUCUGUCAUUUUACUAGUAUAAAUUGUUUAUUUUAUAAUCAAGUUGACGUUUUAGCAUUUUGUUGUAAGUUGCUUAUUAGAUAUCAAAGAUUUGAAGAAUAGAAACGAAAAUAUUACCAAUUCUUGAUUUUCCAAAUUUUGAACUUUGUGUAUCUUUUACAAACUUCACGUUGCGUCCACCAAAAAAAAGAGAAGGAGAGGCGCGAGGAAAGAUCUCGGCCAGAGGCUCUUGAUUGAUUGGCACUUUUGACACCCUUCUUUUCCUCUUCACAAUCCAACCAAAUAGCGAAACCAUGAAGGUGACAAAAACUUUCCUCCUCAUCGCCACAUUUUGCGCUACUGCAGCCUCCGCCUUUGGGCUUCAUGGAGGAAGGGGCAGCCUUGCCAAGUCCAAGGUGGGCCAUGGCCUGUUGAAGAAUCCUGCCAUGGUUCAGGCUGUGGAUAUCCAUGGAAAUCGGUUGAACCCUUUGAAGGAAUCCAGUGCCGCUAAUGCAUUGGAGACUCGCGGUGGAGAUGACGCCAAAAGUGGAUCCCCUGUCGAUCUUGGACUUUUGGCCUACUUUGCCCUUUGGUAUUUGGGAAACUACUAUUACAACAUUACCAACAAAUUGGCCCUCAAUGCUGCUGGUGGUAAGACUGGUUUCCCAAUGGCACUUUCCAGUCUCCAGCUUGCUGUGGGUAGUUGUUAUGGAAUUUUCCUCUGGCUUGCCCCUGAUGCUCGUGACAAGCCAAAGAUUACCAAGGAGGAUCUUAUCAAGAUGAUUCCUGUCAGUUUCUGCUUCAUGGGAGCUCACUCUGCAUCUGUUUUCGCAAUGGGAAUGGGCGCUGUCUCCUUUGCCCAGAUUGUCAAGGCAGCUGAACCAGCUUUCGCCGCUGUGUUGGCCACUUUUGUCUACAACAAGAAGAUCUCCAAAGCCAAGUGGAUGUGCCUUCCAAUCGUCAUUGGUGGAGUUAUCUUGGCAUCUGUCAAGGAACUCGACUUUGCCUGGUCUGCCCUUAUCUCUGCUUGCAUUGCCAACACUUUUGCUGCUGUCAAGGGUAACGAGAAUAAGAAAUUGAUGGAAACUGCCGGCCUCAAGGAUCGCCUCGGCACCGUUGGUAACCAAUUUGCCAUCACCUCUAUCAUGGCCUUCCUCUUCAGCAUUCCCUUUGUCCUCGCCACGGAGGGCAGCCGUUUGGGCGAGUUCUUCGAGCUUGCCAAGACUACUCCCGCAGUGUGGAAGAACCUGGUCGCUUCCGGCCUUUGGUUCUAUGGCUACAACGAGGUUGCCACCAUGACAUUGAAGAAGACCGGCGCCGUUACACAAAGUGUUGCCAACACAGCCAAGCGUGUCAUUGUCAUUGUCGGUGUGGCUCUUGUCUUGGGUGAAUCUCUUGAUCCCAUCAAGCUUUUGGGUUGCUCUAUUGGUAUUGGUGGUGUCCUCCUCUACAGCAUCAUCGACAAUAUUGUCAAGCCCAAUUGAUUUUAAGAUGCUACAUUUCAUGUCAAAAUGCAAUCUCCGUGGCAACCAACUGCAAGUUAACAAUAAAUCGAUGUAUUCUGUGAUUCUGUGAAACAGAGACGACAAAUUAAGCUUCCGCAAGGAGAUCAAAUUGGUCAAUAGUGUGGUUUAAACUUUGCAAACUACAACUCAUCCUUCUCUGGCUCGUCC